CAGACGCAGCCCCGCGCCCUCUGCCACCUCUUCCAGCCGAGCCCCGACCGAGCCCCAGCGCCAUGGAUGAGUGGGACCUGCCCCAGUGGAAGAAGGAGGUGGAGAGCCUGAAGUACCAGCUGGCCUACAAGCGGGAGAUGUCCUCCAAAACGAUACCUGAGUUUGUGAAGUGGAUAGAGGAUGGCAUUCCUGAAGACCCCUUCCUGAACCCAGAGCUGAUGAAGAACAACCCCUGGGUGGAGAAAGGGAAAUGCAGCAUCCUCUGAGAGCAGGUGCUGUGCAUUAACACUGAAUGUACACUUUUUUAUUAGCUAGCUUCCUAAUAUGACUAACUGAAACACUCAACCCUCAUCUCGUCUUAUUAUUUUAGUAGUAGAAGUGUUUGGUUUUAUAGGGGCAGCUGGGGAGGCAUACAUGGGGUGGAUGCAUGGGAGAUGGCAAUAGCAAACAUUCCCUGGGGCAGGGAGGGCUGCCUCUUGUCCUACCCCUUCUGCACCCAUGAGCAAGUGCUGUACUCAUAAAGGGAGAAAACUUUUAUACAACGUUCUCAGUGCUUUUCACUGCUCUUUUUGUAUACUGUAGGCUCUAAGCUUUUUGCAGCACAGCAGGCACAAUCUGCCAACAAAGGGUUUAUAAAUGAAAUAAA
Centrocercus urophasianus (Greater sage-grouse) is the source of this 646-nucleotide messenger RNA. RefSeq names its product G protein subunit gamma 13 (gene GNG13). Gene Ontology annotation, cellular component: heterotrimeric G-protein complex. The coding region runs from base 63 to 266 and encodes 67 amino acids. Gene Ontology annotation, molecular function: G-protein beta-subunit binding. The transcript has 3 exons. Lineage: Eukaryota; Metazoa; Chordata; Aves; Galliformes; Phasianidae. The record is from RefSeq and is a predicted model, not a curated record. Gene Ontology annotation, biological process: phospholipase C-activating G protein-coupled receptor signaling pathway; sensory perception of taste.